Messenger RNA from Colletotrichum graminicola M1.001, 564 nucleotides. RefSeq lists its product as uncharacterized. NCBI's taxonomy places the organism in Eukaryota, Fungi, Ascomycota, Sordariomycetes, Glomerellales, Glomerellaceae. The record is from RefSeq and is a predicted model, not a curated record. The transcript has 5 exons. The coding region runs from base 1 to 564 and encodes 187 amino acids.
AUGUCCGCCGCCGCGCCCGCCAACGCCGCCGCCGCCGCCGACGCCGCUGCCCCUGCUGCCCCCAAGGGCACCAAGGGCCCCGCCACUGCCCCCCCGCCGCCCCCCCAGUCCGUCGGCUCUUCGGACGAGGAGGACGAGGACGACCGCGCCGUGGUUCGUUCUGUCCCGUGCUGCCGCUGCCUUUGGGCUAUGUCCGUCUGGCACGCGGACAUGGCCGACGCCGAGGCCAAGUUUCCCUGCUGCCUUGAGACCACUACCGCUAGUAAUAAGUGCUCUUGGUGCGCUGAGAUGCGCGGCAAGGAGUGCGCCACUUGCGCUAUGACCUCUGCUGCCCUUGCCCUUAAGAACGUCUUUAAGGCCCUCUGCCACGAUGGCACUGUGUGUGCUAACUACCGCUACUGUAAGGCUAAGGCCGAGGAGGAGGAGUGGCUCCUCUGCAGCCGCAAGGUUGCAGCCCUCAAGGCCUCUGCCGCCGCCGCCACCUCCCUAGCCAAGUCGGCCAAGUCUGGGGGCGACGCGGCCUCUGUCGCGCCUAGCGGAGGCGAGGACGAGGAGGAGGAGUAG